This is a messenger RNA of Anoplophora glabripennis (Asian longhorned beetle), 1423 nucleotides long. RefSeq names its product geranylgeranyl transferase type-2 subunit beta (gene betaggt-II). Gene Ontology annotation, molecular function: Rab geranylgeranyltransferase activity. The transcript is spliced from 4 exons. The coding region runs from base 130 to 1131 and encodes 333 amino acids. Gene Ontology annotation, cellular component: Rab-protein geranylgeranyltransferase complex. NCBI's taxonomy places the organism in Eukaryota, Metazoa, Arthropoda, Insecta, Coleoptera, Cerambycidae. The record is from RefSeq and is a predicted model, not a curated record. Gene Ontology annotation, biological process: protein geranylgeranylation.
UUGUGCUCCAUUCUGUUUUGACAGUUGUGACCAGGGAGACUUGUGUAGUCUCCAUGGUUGUGACAGUGACAUUAAUGACAAUUCAUAUUUGUGAAGGUUAUUUUAGAGAUUCCAGGAAAAAUCCUAGGGAUGGCUACAUUAAUAAAGGAUAUAAAGUUGCAAGACAAUAUUCCAAAUAAUAUUCUCUUCGAGAAGCAUAUUGAAUUUAUAAAGGAAUACGGUCAAGAUGAAAACAAUUACGAAUAUGGUAUGACAGACUACUUACGUAUAUCGGGCAUGUAUUGGGGUUUAACAGCAUUAGAAUUGAUGAAUACUUUGCCAUCGCAUACGUUAGAAAAGGUUACCGGAUAUAUUAAACAGUGCCAAGAUCCAGAAACUGGUGGCAUAAGCGCCUGCAUUGGGCACGAUCCUCACUUACUUCACACAUUAAGUGCAGUUCAAAUCUUAUGUAUUUACAACAACUUGGAUGCCAUAGAUACGAAGGGUGUUGUGAAAUAUGUUAAAAGUUUACAGUUACCCGACGGUAGUUUCCAAGGUGACAAAUGGGGUGAAAUAGACACUAGAUUUUCAUUUUGUGCUGUUGCAACCCUAUCACUUCUUAAAAGAAUGGAUGCGAUAGAUGUUCAUAAAGCCGUAGAUUUUGUAGCUUCUUGUAAGAAUUUCGAUGGUGGAUUUGGAUCAAGGCCUCUUUCAGAGAGCCAUGCGGGUUUAAUAUAUUGCUGUGUGGGAUUUCUAUCUAUUACCAACAGAUUAGACAUAGUCGACCGAGAUACACUUGCCUGGUGGUUAUGUGAACGUCAGUUACCGUCUGGAGGGUUAAACGGAAGACCUGAAAAAUUGCCCGAUGUGUGUUACUCCUGGUGGGUACUUUCUUCUCUCACCAUCCUGGGUAGACUGCAUUGGAUUGAUGGAAACGCCCUGAAAACGUUUAUUUUAGCAUGCCAAGACACUGAAACUGGCGGCUUUGCAGAUAGACCUGGGGAUGUUGCAGAUCCCUAUCACACCUUAUUCGGACUUGCCGCGUUGUCACUCUUAGGGCACGACACUGUGCAAAAAGUCAAUCCUACGUAUUGUAUGCCACAGCACGUUAUCGACAGGUUGCAACUUAAACCUCAAAUUUUAACCAAUUGAAUAUUGAGCUGCAGAACAAAGUCAGAAUUACCCAAAGAUGUACCUAACUCAAGCUGUAAACAAUUUCGUAAGAAUCAUUCCUUAUAUCACUGUGUAAUAUCUCUGUAAAUCUUUUUUUAUAUUAUCUCGUUUAAUAUUGUAGUAAAAUUUAUUUAGUUAUCGAGUUUUUCGCAAACGAGAGUAAUUGAAACGUUUAUAUUGCACCUACAUGAGUAGUAUUAUUUAUGUUUCACUUUAUUGUUAUACUGUACUAUGUGAAAUUUAUAAAAAAUAAAUAUUCUUUUUAAUAAUA